AUGGCGAGUUUGGCCGCUCAGCGUCUGGCAGAAGAGAGGAAAAUGUGGCGUCGUGAUCAUCCCUUCGGAUUCAUUGCAACGCCAGCAAAGAAUGCGGAUGGGACGUUAAAUUUAUUCCAAUGGGAUUGUGCUAUUCCAGGCAAAACUGGAACGAUCUGGGAGGGUGGACUAUACACAGUAAGUUGGUUUUAUCCUUUUUGUUUGGCUUUUAGAUUCUUCAGAGGUCCUAUUCGAUUGAUUACGAAUCCUUUCAACGAAUUUAUCGCAAAUUUUUAUAUUGUUUUAGGUAUAAAACCCAUUUCUUUUCUGAUUUUAGCUAAGAAUGACCUUCCGUGAGGAGUAUCCAGCAACACCGCCGAAAUGUCGGUUUGAUCCUCCAUUAUUCCACCCCAACGUUUAUCCAUCGGGCACAGUUUGUCUAUCAUUGUUGGAUGAAAACAAAGAUUGGCGUCCAUCGAUCUCCGUGAAACAAUUACUAGUAGGAAUUCAGGAAUUAUUGGAUAGUCCAAACCCCGAGGAUCCCGCUCAAGCCGAUGCUUAUCAGACUUUCAUCCAGAACAAGUAAGAUUUCACCUUGUUUUCGAUAAAUAAUACAUUUUUUAACUGUAACUAUGAAAAUUAAAAUUUUUAGAGAGGAGUACAAGAAACGAGUCCGCAAACAGGCCGCUACUUUCGCCGCAGACGUCGUCCUGCGUCAAUUUGGAAUGGCCUAG
Molecule: messenger RNA, 713 nt
Organism: Bursaphelenchus xylophilus (pine wood nematode)
Lineage: Eukaryota; Metazoa; Nematoda; Chromadorea; Rhabditida; Aphelenchoididae
Source: the annotation of a GenBank genome assembly